AUGCUUAUUAAUAGGAGAAAGUAUUCGAGUAGCGACAGUAGUAGCGAGAGUGAUUCAGAAAGUGAUAGAAGAUCUAAUAAGAUUAAGAAGAGGAAACAAGAAAGAAGGAAAAAAGCUAAGAAGCAAAGAAAACAAUCAUCUGAUUCAUCGCAAAGCGAAGAACUAUUCGAUGUAAAUAUCCUGAAUAAUAUAAAAACUGAACGUUUGACGGAUGACGAGAAAGGACAAAAAUUGAUGGAGUUUUCACCCCGUCGACAGAAACCGAGAGAGAUAAUAAAUGUCAAAGAACUUCAAAAUGAUUUUGUAGAAAAUAUCCAUAUUAAGCAAGAAGUAGAAGACCCAAAGGAAGUACCUAACGACAUAAAAGAAGAUGACAAACAAAGUGAAGAUUAUGCUGAAAUCAAGGAAGCAGUCGUAGAAAAUACAGCUAAAGAUGAGAUCAAAUUGCCUGAGGAACCUCCAGAGGAGAAGGUCACCAGUCCACCACAAUCACAACCACCACCACAACCACCACCACAGCCACAGUCACAGCCACAACCACAGCCACAGCCACAGCUACAGCCACAGCCACAGCCACAGCCACAGUCACAGCCCCAGCCACAACCACAACCACAACCACCACCACAGCCACAGUCACAGCCACAGCCACAGUCACAGCCACAGCCACAGCCACAGCCACAGCCACAGCCACAGCCACACCCCGUCCCCGUUGGCCCCGUGCCCCCCCCUACCGACGAGUCGAACGCUUCUCAGUGCUCAUCGCAAGAAUCCGUGUGCAGUAUGAAGGAUGUUCCCUCAUACGAAAAAGAUGAGAGUCACUUGCGACCCUCAUCGCAAAACUCAAACUACAGCUUCAACGACGUGAUCGCCAGUCACGGCUCACUCUACCAGAAGCAUGACCAAGAAAAGUUCACGGGUUUCAUUGAGAGCUAUGGCGCCGCCAGCUACGAGAUGUACGAGCAGCUGGCCAUGGCCUACCAGAGCGACGUGGCUAGCCAGCGUGCAUCCCCCCCGUGCGGCGAGCGCUCGCGGCCCAUCGAGACGGUGGUGCGCGCGCGCUGCGGAGAGAUCAAGUGCGACUGGCGCCCCGGGGACGUGCGCGCGCCCGCGCCCGCACCCCGGCCCUCGAGAUGGGACGGUGGUGCGCGCGCGCUGCGGAGAGAUCAAGUGCGACUGGCGCCCCGGGGACGUGCGCGCGCCCGCGCCCGCACCCCGGCCCUCGAGAUGGGGUCAGUAGCUACACUUUGUUAUACAUCCCCCAGACGGUGGUGCGCGCGCGCUGCGGAGAGAUCAAGUGCGACUGGCGCCCCGGGGACGUGCGCGCGCCCGCGCCCGCACCCCGGCCCUCGAGAUGGGGUCAGUAGCUACACUUUGUUAUACAUCCCCCAGACGGUGGUGCGCGCGCGCUGCGGAGAGAUCAAGUGCGACUGGCGCCCCGGGGACGUGCGCGCGCCCGCGCCCGCACCCCGGCCCUCGAGAUGGGACGGUGGUGCGCGCGCGCUGCGGAGAGAUCAAGUGCGACUGGCGCCCCGGGGACGUGCGCGCGCCCGCGCCCGCACCCCGGCCCUCGAGAUGGGGUCAGUAGCUACACUUUGUUAUACAUCCCCCAGACGGUGGUGCGCGCGCGCUGCGGAGAGAUCAAGUGCGACUGGCGCCCCGGGGACGUGCGCGCGCCCGCGCCCGCACCCCGGCCCUCGAGAUGGGGUCAGUAGCUACACUUUGUUAUACAUCCCCCAGACGGUGGUGCGCGCGCGCUGCGGAGAGAUCAAGUGCGACUGGCGCCCCGGGGACGUGCGCGCGCCCGCGCCCGCACCCCGGCCCUCGAGAUGGGACGGUGGUGCGCGCGCGCUGCGGAGAGAUCAAGUGCGACUGGCGCCCCGGGGACGUGCGCGCGCCCGCGCCCGCACCCCGGCCCUCGAGAUGGGGUCAGUAGCUACACUUUGUUAUACAUCCCCCAGACGGUGGUGCGCGCGCGCUGCGGAGAGAUCAAGUGCGACUGGCGCCCCGGGGACGUGCGCGCGCCCGCGCCCGCACCCCGGCCCUCGAGAUGGGGUCAGUAGCUACACUUUGUUAUACAUCCCCCAGACGGUGGUGCGCGCGCGCUGCGGAGAGAUCAAGUGCGACUGGCGCCCCGGGGACGUGCGCGCGCCCGCGCCCGCACCCCGGCCCUCGAGAUGGGGUCAGUAG
Melitaea cinxia (Glanville fritillary) is the source of this 2187-nucleotide messenger RNA. Its product is annotated as serine/arginine repetitive matrix protein 2-like. The transcript is spliced from 8 exons. Lineage: Eukaryota; Metazoa; Arthropoda; Insecta; Lepidoptera; Nymphalidae. The coding region runs from base 1 to 2187 and encodes 728 amino acids. The record is from RefSeq and is a predicted model, not a curated record.